Grammomys surdaster is the source of this 5214-nucleotide messenger RNA. It is a transcript of the gene Dlec1, whose product is annotated as DLEC1 cilia and flagella associated protein. The record is from RefSeq and is a predicted model, not a curated record. Gene Ontology annotation, biological process: negative regulation of cell population proliferation. Lineage: Eukaryota; Metazoa; Chordata; Mammalia; Rodentia; Muridae. Bases 1 to 5214 code for a protein of 1737 amino acids. The transcript has 37 exons.
AUGGAGCCCGAGAUCAAGGAAGAGCAGCAAUCCACAGCUUCCUCGGCCGUUAUGUCCUCAGAGACCCUGAUGGACUCUACCCCGCACCAGCCCAGCUGGUCCACCAGGAAGUACUUGCGAUCCUCGACCAUCUUCAUGGAUCAUUGCCAGUUCGGCUUCCCUACGCGGUCCCUCCGCGCCGGGUUCCAAGCGCUCCCGCCACUCCCUGAGCCGCAGACACUGCGUCUGCGCCCCGCCUCCCUGCGCACGCAGGAUAUCUCACAUCUGCUUGCCCGAGUCUUCCGAAACCUGUACACCGCCCAGGUGAUCGGAGAUGACUUGAGCGACAGCUUAAUCAAAGCCCGCGGCAGUGAGGAUGUGCGCCACGAGGAGUUCCUGGACCAGCUGCAGCAGGCUCGAGCCAUCUACAAACAGCGUCUGGAUGAGGUUGCCAUGUUGGAGAAACAUAUCAUCCAGGCCCGUGCACGGGAUAUUGCGGAAACAGAACAUGCCACCAAACAGAACAGGCUACAUGUCGUGGAGACUCCUGUCAAACUGCCCCCAGUGAAGACAGUCUUCAGGUGGUGUAUAGACAGCAAGUUAAUGCAAAAGCAUCACUUAAUCAGUACAGAAGAUUACUACACUGAUCCCGUGCCAUUUUGCCCAGCGCCCAAAGACAAAUCCAUCCCUGGAUGUUCAAAACUGACAUUCAGCUGUGAGAAGCGGUUCAUGCGCAAGUCAGAGCUGGACAGAAAGGCUGAGGAGCGCUGCAGGAAGCUCUCGGAAUAUGACGACUUAGAGUACACCGCGGACAGCUGGAGCUCCACAUCUAAGACCAAAGAGAAGGCCAAAGACAUCGUUAAGAAGACAAGCACACCAACAAACAAGAAGUGGAUGGAGCACCUGCAGGUGCCACAGAGAGCCCUGGACAGAAGGCUGCUGGCCAGGAUGGAGAAUCGGAAUCAUUUCCUGAAAAACCCUCGGUUCUUCCCGCCUAACACACCGCAUGGAGGCAAGUCUCUAAUUGUGCCUUCGAGGAAGCCAGAGAGAAGAGGAUCUCUGAAUGAGGAGCCAGAGUGGAGCUGUGCAGAUGCCCCCGUGUUCCUGGCAAAACCAUCAGUUGGAUUUUUCACAGACUACGAGAUUGGACCCAUUUACGAGAUGGUGAUCGCUCUGCAGAACACCACCGCCACCAGCCGAUUCCUGCGUGUCCUCCCACCGUCCUCUCCGUACUUCGCUCUGGGACUUGGGAUGUUCCCAGGAAAAGGCGGAAUAGUGGCUCCCGGGAUGACCUGCCAGUACAUCGUCCAGUUCAUCCCAGAUUGUCUUGGCGAUUUUGAUGAUUUCAUUUUGGUGGAGACCCAGUCUCCCCACACACUGGUAAUCCCCCUGCAGGCCCGGAGACCGCCACCAGUGCUGACCUUGUCACCAGUGUUGGACUGUGGCCACUGCCUCAUUGGAGGAGUGAAGAUAACCAAAUUCAUCUGCAAAAACGUGGGCUUCAGCGUCGGCAAAUUCUGCAUCAUGCCCCAAAAGAGCUGGCCACCGCCGAGUUUCCGGGCUGUUGCAACCACUGGCUUUGUGGAGCAGCCUCCCUUUGGUGUAAUGCCUUCUGUGUUUGAGCUGUCCCCAGGGUAUGCCAUACUGUUGGAGGUCUUGUUCCUCCCUACUGGCCUAGGAAAGGCAGAAGAGACCUUCAUCAUCGUGUGUGACAACUGUCAGACAAAGGAGGUGGUCAUCGUAGGGACAGGGCAGCUGGUGGCUUUGGAUCUGAUCUAUAUUUCUGGUGGGAAAAGUGAACCAGACCCGGGAGAACUGAAAGAUUUAACAGCCCAAUACUUUAUCCGGUUUGAGCCUGAGAACGUCCAGUCCACCGCAAGGAAACAGCUCAUCAUCAGAAAUGCUACACACGUGGAGCUGGCCUUCCACUGGCAGAUCAUGAAGCCCAACCUUCAGCCUCUGAUGCCUGGAGAGAUGCACAGCUCAGACAGCAUCAAGUGCCACCCUGACAGGGAGACAGCCUUCUCCAUCGUUCCCGAGAAGGGCAUCCUCCAGGCCCACUCAGACCAUGAGUUCAUCCUGAGUUUUUCUCCUUAUGAGCUCAAAUGUUUCCACAGUGUACUACAAAUGGUCCUAGAAGCUGUCCCCGAGCCCUUGAGCUCAGGGACGGAGAACCUGGGGGACUACUCCUACUCGGUGGAUGAUGUGAUCGUCCUGGAAAUCGAGGCGAAAGGCUUGGCAGAACCUUUCCAGGUUCUUUUAGAGCCCUAUGCCCUCAUCAUCCCUGGCGAGAGCUACAUCGGCAUCACCGUGAAGAAAGAUUUUAAGAUGUGGAACAACAGCAAGUCACCCAUCAGAUACAUGUGGGGGAAGAUCAGCCACUGCCACAUCAUCGAAGUGGAGCCCUGCACUGGGCUGAUAGAGCCCAACGAGGUCGGAGAUUUUGAGUUAAACCUAACUGGUGGGGUACCUGGCCCAACCAGCCAGGACCUGGAGUGUAAAAUCAAAGACUCACCGUUCCCAGUGGUUCUUCACAUCGAGGCCUCCUUUAAGGGACCUGCUGUGGUCAUCGAUGUCCCAGCCCUUCAAUUCGGUCUGCUUCGCCUGGGAAAGAAGGCUUCCAUCUCCAUCCAGAUCCGGAAUGUCAGCCAGCUCUCCGCUGUGUGGCAUCUGAAGGAGAGCCCAGUCUGCCUGGCAGAGAGGCAUGAGGACGUAUCCGCCUUCGACAUUGAGCCUUUCUGUGGCCAUCUUCUCCCUCUGGGGGAGUGCAGAGUGACCAUCACCUUAGAGGCCUCCCACUGUCAGCGGCUACAGACAGUCCUCGAGCUGGAAGUGGAGAACGGGUCCUGGAGCUACCUUCCAGUGUAUGCUGAGGUGCAGCAGCCUCACGUGUACCUGCAGAGCAGCCACAUUGAGUUCAGCAACCUCUACCUGGGUGUGCCCACCAAGUCAAGGACCAUGCUUGUCAACGGCACACUCCUGCCUACCCGGUUCCACUGGGGCAAGCUCCUGGGGGCCCAAGCAGACUUGUGCAAAAUGACAGUCUCUCCCAAACGUGGCCUACUGGGUCCCAGUGAAGAGCUCCAGCUCAACUUGGAGUUGACAGCCCACACAGAGGAACAGCUGACUGACUUGAUUCUCCCCUGUCACGUGUCUGGCAUGGAGAAGCCACUGGCCCUGGGCAUCUCUGGGAAGCCCCUGGGACUGCAGGUGACCAUCUCCAUCUCUGUAGUGGAAUCUGAUGGAAGCACCUCUGCCAGCAGUGCCCCGGAGGAGCUGCGCUUGCACUUCGGCUCGAAGGUGCCACUGAGGACUCCUGUGAUUCGCCAAAUCAUCCUGACAAACUGCUCCCCGAUACAGACCCCUUUCAGCCUCACAUUUGAGUACUUCAGGAGCCCCCAGGACAGCCUGGACAAAAAGACCAGUGUCCCUGAUGUACCUCCUGCCCUGCUAAAGACCGCACGCAUCCAGGAGCACCUGGCCAAGAAGGAAAGGCUGGACUUUGUGGAGAGCAUGUUAUCUCACAGGAAGGGAGCUGCUUUCUUUCCCCACAUCUCCCAGGGCAUGCUGGGAGCCUACCAGCAGCUGAGUAUUGACAUCACAGCCUGUGCCAACAUGUGGGGCGAGUACUGGGAUGAGCUCCUCUGCAUGGUGGGAAACCUGCCAGUAACUGUCAUCCCGGUGUACAUGGCCGUGGUGGGCUGUCCUAUCAGCUCCCUGAGGAAUACAUGCUACAGUGUGGCCCCAUUCCAGAAGCAGCCUAUCACCAGGUUUGGGACCCAGAUCUCUGGAGGAGACACAGUCACCAGAAUUCUCCGUCUAUAUAACUCCAGUCACUGUGACAUCCGCCUAGAUUGGGAGACCUAUAUCCCAGAAGAAAAGGAGGACCGGCUGCUGGAGCUGCUCGUGUUUUAUGGGCCACCCUUCCCACUGCGGGAUCAAGAUGGGAAUGAGAUCGUGUACCCCGAGACCUCGGAGGCCAGCUUAGCAGUGUCCCCAUGUCCCUCCAAUGUGUCAGUGUCUAGCUACACUCUCCCCUCACUGGUAAGCGAGAGUACAGGUGGUGGCACCAGGGCCGAAGAGCAGAUCAUCUCUGUCAUCCUGCAGGGGCAUGAGGCGGUGCCCUCCGGCCAUAUAUACCACAUCAGCCCCAAGCAGGUGGUCAUCCCAGCUGGAGACUACAGAACCAUCUACAUCUCCUUCACGCCCACGGUGCUCGCCCCGGGUGUUAUGCACAAGGUGGGGUAUCCCGGCUAUGCCCUGGGCUUCAUGAGCUUGGACAAGGAGACAGACAGACAGAUUCCAGGUCGAAUGCGACGCCUUCAGGACUUUGCCGUGGGUCCCCUGAGACUGGAUCUGAAUGCCCACGUGAGACAUGCACAGCUGCAUGCCGAGCUGGACAGCAGUGGCUACUUGGAAUUCUGGUGCCAGGCCAGUGACCUCAUUCCCCAAAAUCCCUGCAAUGGGGUGCUGAGUGACUGGCUUACCAUCCGCCAUCUGAAACUGAUCAACACCACGGAAAUCCUGUACCACUUCCGGGCCAGGGUCUCCAGGCCCUUCUCUGUUUCUCAAGGUGGGGCCAUCUGGGACAACAGAGCCCCUCAUCAGUAUGACGAGGAGACAGCCUCCACAGGCCAGCAGCUGAUGAUCCGCCCACAGGAGAACAUGCUGGUGGAUGUGUCCUUCUCACUAUCCCUGGAACUGCUGUCCUACCAGAAGCUCUCAGCAGACCAGAUGUUGCCUGGAGUGGAAAUUCAGGAGAGUGAGAAUGGGGAGAGAAAGAUGGUUUUCACCCAGAAUCUGCUCCUGGGCUUCACCAACCAAACCGUUCAGGAGGUGCCCCUGCGAGCCUUUGUGACCCUGCCAGCCCUGCAGCUCUCCACCAGCUGGGUGGAUUUCGGGACCUGUUUUGUGAACCAGCAGCACGCUCGGGAGGUCUACCUGAUGAACCUCAGCAGCUGCCUGAGCUACUGGACGGUGCUGAUGGGACAGGAGGAACCAGCCAGGGAGGACCGUGCAUUCGGGGUCUUCCCAGGCAGCGGACUGCUGGAGGCCCGAGCCACCAAUGCACCCCCAACCUCCACCCAGAUUCAGGUGUUCUUCAACCCAAGGAGCAGCCUCCUGUACGAGUCCACACUGGUGGUGGAGGGUAUGCUGAGCGAGAAGCCCUGUCUCCUGAGGCUGCGGGGCCAAGGCUCUUAUGACGAGAGAUACGUGAAACUCCACGAGUUUUGA